ACGUGGCCUUUGUUAAAGGAAGCGCUAACAGCUGACGGGCUAACUUACUGUAUUGUUGGUGCACCUACUUGGUGUACCCCUCCAUAUCGCGCACUUUGACUCCAGUUCGAUAUCUCGCCGGCUACACGCAAAUAUGGCUGAUGUCGACCCAGGAUUGCCUUUACCAACUGAAACUCAAGAUCCAGCAAGCGUUGGCAAUGAUACUCUGUCCAAUGGUACCGAUGCCGCUAACGCCACGGUAGCCAAGUUUGUGUCAACACCCGAAGGAACGGCACUGGCAUAUGGUAGCCUGGUUUUCAUGGCUCUGUUGCCUAUCUUCUUUGGUGCCCUGCGCUCCGUCAGUUGCGCCAAGAGCAAGAAUUCCUCAGACAUGCCGGAAACCAUCACCAGCCGAGAUGCUGCAAGGUUCCCCCUCAUCGCCAGCUGUACCCUCUUUGGAUUGUACCUGUUCUUCAAAAUAUUUUCUGAAGAAUACAUCAAUUUGCUGCUGUCAAUGUACUUCUUCAUACUGGGGAUUUUGGCCUUGUCCCACACCAUGAGUCCCUUCAUGAACGGGCUGUUUCCUGCCAACUUCCCCAACAAGCAGUACCAGCUCCUCUUCACACAGGGCUCCGGGGAAGGCAGGGAAGAAAUCGUCAACUACGAGUUCGACACCAAAGACCUGGUGUGCCUGUGCAUCAGCUCGGUGGUUGGAGUCUGGUACAUCCUGAAAAAGCACUGGAUCGCCAAUAAUCUCUUUGGCCUGGCGUUUGCUCUGAAUGGUGUGGAGCUGCUGCAUCUCAACAACGUCAGCACCGGCUGCAUCCUGCUGUCGGGCCUCUUUGUCUACGACGUCUUCUGGGUGUUUGGGACCAAUGUCAUGGUAACUGUUGCCAAAUCCUUUGAAGCACCAAUCAAAUUGGUGUUCCCCCAGGACCUGUUGGAGAAAGGUCUGGAGGCCAGUAACUUUGCCAUGUUAGGCCUGGGAGACAUCGUAAUUCCAGGUAUCUUUAUUGCAUUGCUCCUACGCUUUGAUGUCAGCCUGAAGAAGAAUACACGGACUUAUUUCUACACCAGUUUCCUUGCCUAUGUCUUCGGCCUGGGGUUAACUAUAUUUGUCAUGCACACCUUCAAACACGCACAGCCUGCUCUGCUGUACCUAGUUCCAGCAUGUAUUGGGUUCCCUGUGGUGGUGGCUCUUGUGAAAGGAGAACUGAUGGAAAUGUUCAGUUACGAGUCCUCGGCGGAGGUCUUGCCCCACACCCUCCAGCCCUCCCACUCCCCCGCUGCUCCCAGCUCUCCUGCCAGCCUGGCUAACUCUGUGCAGCCCUCGCCCUCCUCGCCCUGCCGGCGCCGCCACACGCCCGCCUCCACGUACGAAGAAUCUGCACCCAAGGUGGAGGCUCAUAAGGAAGAGGUGGAGGAGAAGAAGGAGAAGUAGAGACUGCCACACACCACCUCUGUAUAUCGCCAGAGGGCGCUCUAACCACCGUGUGUGUGAAAGUGGCUGCUGUAUUACAUGACUGUAUGACAUUGGAUGUUUAUAGCAUUUCAGUGGCUGUUUGAAGAAUGAAAAGUCCAGCAAUGCUUUGGUGCCUGUGUAAGCCUUUAUCCUUUUGGUCCAUAGAAUUAGGAUCCUGAAUUCUUACAGGGUGAAUCUGUAACUCAGUCCGUGUUCAUGGUUAGAAUUUUAAACUGUGUUUUUAAAUUGUGUUUUGGGUGGAGAAAUCAAUCAAGUUAAAGCAAAAACACACCAUGUAUGUUCCUUGAGCAAAAGAAUAAUAGGGAUGUGAAUGAUCAGUAUGUGUGUAGGGGGUGAUUGAGUUUACAGAGGACAGUAGUGAUUCAUUCAUGUCUGCGUGCUAUCUCUAAAGGCACACAGCGCCUUUGUGGUUUAGAUAUUUUUAGCUUUAUUUGUAUGAAGUCUGCUCACUAGGAUUGCAUAACAAAUCUGCUCACAGACGUGUAGGAAAGCCAUGUACAUUUUCCUCUGGACCAUGCCUGUACAGAACACACUGUACUCUUCCUGUAGUUGGAGGUGAUGGGAGAGGAGGCUCCAUAGCCAAGCUCUUUCUGAAUAUCGCUGACUUUACUGAACCAAUCACAACUCUUUGCUCUCAACAGCAAAAGACUGAAAAGUUCAUAUCAGUAAUCUCUUUGAUGUUCCACCUGCUUUGUGGUUUACGGAGCCUGGCUGUCCCAUAAUGAGCAUUUGUUACAUUUUGAAAACUGCGGUCUCCUUGUCAUCCCCUCACUCAUUCAGGCUUCAUGAGCCCAAAAGUCAGUGGAGCUAUCAUUCGUUGGCAACGAUUCCCUGGUAUUAACCAAUCAUUGUUUUGUAAUGGUGAGAGGUUUUUUAAUUGUUUUUAAUUGUCUUGUUCCACACAUUAUGGGGUUUAUGAUUCCUCUAUCCUCCAUUACUAACCCUCACUAUGUUAACUCUACUCCAGUUUCUAAAUGGAGACAUUUUUAUUUUAUUUUAUAACUUAAGAAUGUAGUGUAACACAACCCCUGACUACUUGGGGCCCUUUCAUUUUUCAAAUGCAUUAAUCUGAGUACUGAUUGUAUAUGAGCACAAGAAUCACUGCCAAGUACUGUAAUCACUUAAUAUUCCCUCACAACAGCUGUGCCAAACCCACAGUGGAGAAAUAGAGAUUGUUUUUACUUCAGAAAUGUUUGCUUAGCGAACGACCUUAUCCAACAUGUCAUGCUUGCAUCUUACACAUUUGCACAGCUGUAUCAUUACAGAUUAAGUACAGCUAGGAAUUUACUGAAGUCAUUCUGGUUAGGUACCUUGCUCAAGAUUACAACAGCAGUGCCCCACCCAGAUUUUAAACCUGCACCCUCCUGUUUCCAGCUCAACCAUAAGGCUGUCUGUAAAGUGUUGGAACUCCUCUGGCUUGCUGAGUGUUGGUUGGGCUUAGCUCUGCGGGUGCUUCCGGAAUGUUCUGGCCCUUCAGAGAGUUCCGGAAGUGCUAGCACAACCUCAUGCAGGAUCACCAGGGGAGACCAUAUCCCUGCUGUGAUUGAACUGUACUGCUAAAUUUCGUCCAUCUAUUUAUAUGUACUGAAGGCAUAAAUAAAUGCAUAAAUAGACUUUUAAAGAGACAGGCAAUGUCGGAUCCUACUUAGUUCAGGCACAGAUUCUCGGAGCUGCUGUGGUUUGCUGAAACAACAGCCACUGAAUCUACCCACAUUAAUCAGCUGUCUGUCAGCAUUGUGUUUAUUUCUCUAAAAGAGAAUUAUAUUUGUCUGAUGUAUCAGUUUUGCUAACAUGUCCUGAAUGAAGAUUUAAAGUUUGAAAAGGGUAGAAUUUGGGCAUAGCUGAGUGGCUUUGGGUUUACAAUUUUGUAGUUUUUAAAGCUCAUCUCUUACCUGCUUUGCUAGGUGUACAAUGAUAUGUCCCAUUUUUUGCUUGUCAAUGUUUGUUUCUGCCAUUGUACCAGUGCGCGUGGAAGCUUGCUUCUUUUGUUGAGGAGCGGUUUUGCAAUAAAUGGUGGUGUACACCACUGUAGCUGCAAUAAGUCUGUUUCUGUCUGUCUGCAUUCU
This is a messenger RNA of Megalops cyprinoides (Indo-Pacific tarpon), 3528 nucleotides long. RefSeq names its product minor histocompatibility antigen H13-like. Gene Ontology annotation, cellular component: lumenal side of endoplasmic reticulum membrane; membrane; cytoplasmic side of endoplasmic reticulum membrane. The transcript is spliced from 13 exons. Gene Ontology annotation, biological process: membrane protein proteolysis. The record is from RefSeq and is a predicted model, not a curated record. NCBI's taxonomy places the organism in Eukaryota, Metazoa, Chordata, Actinopteri, Elopiformes, Megalopidae. Gene Ontology annotation, molecular function: aspartic endopeptidase activity, intramembrane cleaving. Bases 134 to 1420 code for a protein of 428 amino acids.